AUGGCAGCACUGGCUUGGCUUCGCAAGGUCAAGAAAGAGGCGCCGGCCAGCGGCCAGGAAGUGGACGCGCAUCUACGAAUCGUCCAGCUGGUGCAGCAUCUCGUGCGUGUCGAGAACCGGCCCCUCACGCCCUUCAUCUACGAGUGCAUGAUGGACGCCAUGGCCGAUCCUCGAGGCUCCGUCGACGGCCUCCGGAGGCUCCUGGACGACAUGGUCGAGCAGGGGAUAAAGCCGACGGCGGAGCUGUGCAACGGCGCGCUGCGAGCGCUGAUGAACCACCCGGACUACGCCAUGCGCAUGGAGAUUCUGCACAUCAUGCAAGAGUACUGGUUCACCAUCGACACGCCAGUGAAGCAGACGGUGGUGGUGGGGCUGCUGCGGGACGAGCAGUAUGAGCUGGCGUACGCGAGACUCACGGAGAUGGUUGAGCAAGGGGCCAAGCUCGACGCCUGGGUGUACGACAUCUUCAUCCUGGUGUUUGGGAGGCACGGGUUCCUGGACGAAAUGCUGCAGCUUCUCUACAGACGCAAGAACAUGGGCGGCGGCGGCAGCACCGACCCCGUUGUCAUCAGCUUGUCAUACUACGCCCUGGACGUGUGCAGCCAGGCAUAUCACCACGCGGGCACCCUCUUCGGCUGGCUCUCGGUGGUGCAGAAUCACCUGGUGCAGCCGUCGGACGGCAUCAUCGAGAAUGUGCUGGGGACGGCGGCCAGGAACGCAGAUGCCCGGCUCGCGUCAGAGGCACUGGCCAUGGCGUCAGAGCGCAUCAGAGCCCAGACGCACCACUACGAGGCCGUCGUCGAGGCCUUUGUCGGCAGCGGAGACCUGACAGCGGCCAUCCGAACGUUUGGCAUCAUGGAAGACAGCGGCCUGAGGGUCGGGCGCAGCCAGACCAGGAGGCUGCACGCGCUCCUCAGGAGCCGUCCGGAGCUCCUGGACGGCGCCGAGGCGGCGGUGCGGGAGGCAGCCGGUGCACGCCCUGUGCCUCACGCGGCCGCAGCCGCCGUGAUUGAGGCGCUGGCCCAGACUCACGGCAGCCAGAGGGCUCUCUCGCUGUACCGGGAUCGGGCCAAGCUCUGCGGCGCGGAGCCGCCCAACGCGAGGAUGAUCCAGACGCUGCUCAUCCACAGCGCUGACGAGGCCACGGCAAAGUACUUUGCAAAGGAGUACGCAGACCAAGUAGUCUCCGAAGACGAGGACCCGAAGCAGACGAAUUCGUCACUGAGCCUGCUGAUUACAAAGUGCGCCGAGGCGGGCGAGAUGGACCUGGCGUUCCGGUUCACGAGGCAAGGGCUGGCCGGCGGAAUUACGAGAGCGCGGCUGUCGUCGCGAUGGAUCAGCGUGCUGGUCGAGCAGGCGAUGGCGAGGGAGGACGGGCGGGUGUGGCCGGUGGUGGACGCGCUGCUCAACACGGGGGACGAGGACACGACGAGGGUGGUGCGCAGGAUCCUGCAGCAGAAGAGGAUUUCGAAGCUAGCUUCGCAGUGGAGGGCGGGAGGGGGGACGCCGACGGUGACCAUGUCGCCGUAG
This is a messenger RNA of Trichoderma citrinoviride, 1530 nucleotides long. RefSeq lists its product as hypothetical. Bases 1 to 1530 code for a protein of 509 amino acids. The record is from RefSeq and is a predicted model, not a curated record. Gene Ontology annotation, molecular function: protein binding. The transcript has a single exon. NCBI's taxonomy places the organism in Eukaryota, Fungi, Ascomycota, Sordariomycetes, Hypocreales, Hypocreaceae.